Molecule: messenger RNA, 990 nt
Organism: Trichoplax adhaerens
Lineage: Eukaryota; Metazoa; Placozoa; Uniplacotomia; Trichoplacea; Trichoplacidae
Exons: 3
Coding region: 1-990 (329 amino acids)
Biological process (GO): regulation of protein phosphorylation
Cellular component (GO): cAMP-dependent protein kinase complex
Molecular function (GO): cAMP-dependent protein kinase regulator activity
Source: RefSeq, a predicted model, not a curated record
AUGGAAGAAGACAAUUUAUCACCAUUGGCUAACCAUGCCGGUGCCAAUUUGCCUCAUUCACGAUAUUUAAAAUCGAGGAGAUUGUCGAUUAGUGCUGAAGCUUGUAACUUUGAUAGUGAUGGCGAAGAAGAAGGAUCUGGUAAAGAUUUAGUAGUUAAACAUCCUAAAAGUGAUGAACAGUUGGCUCGAUUAAAUAGUGCAAUUACCAAAACCUUCGUUUUCAAAGCAUUAAAUGAUGAACAACGUGAAUUAGUUAUUGACUCAAUGUACGAGAAGUGUGUGGCUAAAGGAAAUGACGUUAUUCGUCAAGGCGAUGAUGGCGAUAAUUUCUAUAUUGUUGAUGCCGGCAUUUUUGAAGCCAUUGUUAAACGAGACGGCAAAAGUGAAGUUGUCUUCAAAUACGAUAAUUCUGGUAGCUUUGGCGAGCUAGCAUUGAUGUACAAUACCCCCCGAUCGGCCACAGUGCGUGCUUCUACGGACGGUGUACUAUGGACUUUGAGUGGUGAAAUGUUCCGACAAAUUGUCUUAAAAGCUGCUCGAAAGAAGAGGGAAGAAUUCCGUAAAUUGUUACAAUCUGUAACCAUAUUGAAAGAACUGAGUACAUACGAAUUGGAAAAUGUUGCGGAUGCGUUAAUUUUAAAAAAGUAUAAGAAUGGUGAAUGUAUCUUUAAGGAAGGUGAUCAAGCGUACGAAUUAUACUUUGUAUUAGCAGGUGCGGUCGAAAUCCGAAUGCUUGAUAAAUCAAACAGACAAAGUGGCCAACAAGUAAAAAUAACAGAGUGUCCAGUUGGCAGUUACUUCGGCGAACUUGCGUGGCUAAAAAAGGAUCCUAGGGCAGCAUCGGCCUAUGCUCUUGGUAAUGUAACUUUAGCUGAAUUGGACGUUUACGCAUUUGAACGUUUACUCGGCCCUUGUCGCGAAAUUAUGGAAAGAAAUGCCAAGGCAUACGAAAAACCAUUAAUUGAGAAAUUUGGCUCGUUGGCAAUGUAA